Molecule: messenger RNA, 6208 nt
Organism: Elgaria multicarinata webbii
Lineage: Eukaryota; Metazoa; Chordata; Lepidosauria; Squamata; Anguidae
Gene: RLF
Product: RLF zinc finger
Exons: 8
Coding region: 7-5754 (1915 amino acids)
Biological process (GO): regulation of transcription by RNA polymerase II
Cellular component (GO): nucleus
Molecular function (GO): DNA-binding transcription factor activity, RNA polymerase II-specific; DNA binding
Source: RefSeq, a predicted model, not a curated record
GUGCAGAUGGCGGACGCGGAGGCUGACGCGGCCCUGCAGCCGGAGAUGCAGCCGCUGGCCGCCGGCCUCCGAGCCCGGCUGUGGCAGCUGCAGGCGGAGCUGAGCGAGCAGGGGGUGGCCGAGGCGUCGUCGGGCGCCUAUUGCCGAGGGUUCUGUCAGACAUUGCUGCAAUAUGCUGGCAGUCGGGGUGCUUCAGAGCACGUUUUGCCUUUUUUGGAAGUGUAUCGAGUCGCCAUUCAAAGCUUUGCCAAUGCCCGACCUUACUUGACUACAGAAUGUGAAGAAGUUCUUCUGGUACUUGGCAGGCUAGUGCUGAGCUGUUUUGAACUACUGCUUUCUGUGCCUGAAAGUGAAGAGCAGUGUGAACCAUUGUUGAGACUGUUUCAGUCCUUACAGGAUUCCCAUAAUGCUUUACUUGAAUUUGGAGAUAAUAGCCUUGAAAUACUGGCUGACAUCUCCAAGGAAGGUGUGUGGAAGAAUCCAGUGUUUUUGAAGAUUAUAUCGCAGCAGCCAGUAGAAGCAGAAGAAGUUGAUAAGCUGAUUAAACGAGAAGGACCAGCCUUUCUGCAGAUGCGAAUUAAACAUCUGAUGAAGACAAACUGCCUUCCUCAAGCUGCUUCAUUGUCCAAACUUUGUAAAGAGUCCCCCGAAAUUUCAGAUGUAUCACCUUUUCUGCAAGCCUACAUCACAUGUUUGUGUUCCAUGCUUCCAAAUGAAGAGUCUAUCAAAGAGAUUGCAAAGGUGGAUUGCAAAGAGGCCCUGGAUAUGAUAUGUAAUCUGGAAGCUGAGGGCCAAGACAGUACUGCAUUUAUUCUUUGUACGACGUACCUCACUCAACAGCUUCAAACUGCAAGUGUAUACUGCUCAUGGGAACUAACUCUAUUUUGGAGCAAGCUGCAAAGGAGAAUUGACCCAUCUUUAGAUUCCUUCCUGGAGCGAUGUCGGCAGUUUGGUAUCAUUGCUAGAACGUUGCAGCACUUGUUUUUCCUGAUAAGAGUCAUACAAGCCGAAGCAGAAGAAGCAGGGCUUGCUGUGUCCAUUUUGUUAUGUGUGAGAGCCCUGCAGCUCAGAUCAAAUGAAAAUGACGACAUGAAGACCUCUGUAUGCAAAACAAUUGCAUGCCUUCUUCCGGAAGACCUUGAAGUUAGAAGAGCAUGCCAGCUCACCGAAUUCUUACUUGAGCCAAGCGAGGAAGGAUAUAACCUGCUAGAAGAGCUGUACCUGCAGCCAGAUCAGAAAUUCGAUGAAGAAAAUGCACCAGUUCCAAACUCACUCCGUUGUGAGCUCCUGUUGGCUUUGAAGGCUUAUUGGCCAUUUGAUCCGGAAUUUUGGGAUUGGAAAACUCUGAAGCGGCAUUGUCUCAAAUUGUUAGGGAAAGAAGUUUCUGAGUCAGAGGAUGACCUGAGUUGCAAUGAGAUGUCAUUCAAUGAAACUGAACUGUUAGAUAGUCUCUUAAGUGACUGUGAAGAAAGCAGGGAGGAGAAUAAUUUUGAAGGUCACGAUAUAAUAAUUCGGCCUAAAGAGAGAGUGAGAGUCAAAAAGCCAAUUGGCUCCUCUGAAAGGUACCAGAGAUGGCUGCAGUACAAAUUCUUCUGUGUCAUUUGCAAGAGGGAGUGUAUAGAGGCCAGAAUACUUCACCAUUCUAAGAUGCACAUGGAAGACGGCAUUUUUACAUGUCCAGUGUGUAUCAAAAAGUUCAAGAGGAAGGAUGUCUUUGUGACGCAUGUAAUGGAGCAUGUGAAAAUGCCUCCUAGUAGAAAGUAUCGGGCCAAGACAAAGAUGCUGAUGAAGAAAGAGAGGCGGGCGAAGAGUAGCCUGGCCAGGAUGGCCUCUGCCGCCCUUGAAGAGAAUCAGCCGCUGAAAAUGAUGCCGUGUGAAAAACCCAGGAUUGACACGCAGGACUACGUCACGUUUCGCAAACUCGAAAACUGCCACCUGCAAGACAGAGACCUGUACCCGUGCCCAGGUACGGAUUGUACCAGAGUUUUUAAGCAAUUCAAGUAUUUAAGUGUCCAUUUGAAAGCUGAGCACCAAAACAAUGAUGAAAACGCAAUGCACUACUUGGACAUGAAAAACAAGCGCGAGAAGUGUUCGUAUUGCAGGCGGCAUUUCAUGUCGGCGGUUCAUCUGCAGGAGCAUGAGCAAGUACACAACGGCCCUCAGCCUUACAUGUGUGUGUCUGUGGGUUGCUACGCUCGGUUUGGCUCCGUGAACGAGUUGCUGCAUCACAAGCAGCAGCACGAUGAUCUGCGUUACAAAUGUGAGCUCCGUGGCUGUAACAUUGUCUUCAGCGACUUGGCCCAACUCUAUCACCACGAAGCCCAGCAUUUCAGGGAUGCGUCUUACACGUGUAAUUUCCAUGGCUGUAAAAAGUUCUACUACUCAAAAACUGAGUUUACAAAUCACCUUUCAAUGCAUAUUUCAAAUGGUGAAAUGAAGGAGAUGCCGAUGAAGCAUGAGGAGAUGGCUUCCUGCGAUAGCUUGGCCCGCGUUUCCGAUUCGGAGGUGUUUGAACAAAAAGACCCUUCCCAUCUGCAGGAGACUCUUAGUUUGCCUUCCGGAUCUACAAAUUCAGAGGGAAUUCUGGAAGUUAAACAAGAGCCUCUGUCUGACGGAGAGGUGGAUGGCAAAAGUAAUGGCAGUUUCGGGAGCAAUAUUGCACCCCUAGCCAAUGAGAAGCCGGUGACCUUGUUGACUGAAACGGGAGAUUGUGCCCAAGCAAUUUCUAGCGUUUUAUUACCCCAUGAAAAAGUCUUCCUUACUUCCAGUUUAAAAGAGCGGUAUUCAAAUGUGGCCGUCUACUUUGAUGGGAAAAGGUUUACCUGCGGCUUCGAAGGCUGUGGUUCAACAUACAAAAAUUCAAAGGGUAUGCAAAAACAUCUUCGAAGGGCUCAUCCAUACCAUUUCAAACCUAGAAGGAAGCUGGGCCUGAAAGUGAAAGAUAUUAGUCAGUGCAAUGAAAGUCUACAUAACAGCACUGCUGGGGAGAUUAGUUCGGAGCUCCAACUUAAUUCAGAUACAAAUGCAGACUCUCCAGGCGUUAUAGAUUGUAAUACAAGCUCUAAGAGCAAAAACUAUUUAAAGGAAGAGCCCUGUCCCUCCUCCCCAGAAACCUCUUUUUUUGAGCCUUCUAAAGUGUCAAGUACAGAAGAUGCAAUGCUGGAACUCUUGUUGGGCUUGAAACAUUUAAGUUUAAAGAAUUCUAGCGGGCAUAUUGGAAAUUCUUCCAGGCUGCUGCAGUCGUAUUCAUCGAAGUACUCCAACUCGGAAGAUGAUUCUACCUCAGACCAUUUCCUUGAAGAGCAGCGAGGCAAACUACCAACCCAAUACCUUACCCAAUUGGCAGCCAAGCCGUUUUUCUGCGAGCGUCAAGGUUGCACAUGUGAAUUUGUGACCAGAGAAGCACUGUUGACGCAUUACGUUCGAAAACACAAUUAUUCGAAGGAGAUGGUGCUUCGGUUGAAUAUGUUUCAGCAUCGCUAUUCACCUUUUAAAUGUCAUAUUUGCCAAAGAUCAUUUACGAGAAAAACACAUCUUAGAGUCCAUUAUAGAAACAAGCAUAAGCUUGGCAAUAUGACAGCAGCUCAGAAACUGUUUGGUAAUGACAGUUUUGAGGAUAUGGGGGAGUGUGCUGAGGAUAUGCUGAACAGCAGCGUGGCUUCAAUGUCUUCCUUCUAUGCCAAUACAGAAGAAGAACUGGAUGACCAAGCCAAGCUGUCUGGUGAGCCGCAGUGUCAUCCCAAGAAGGAAGAGCUUAGUUCUGAAACAGAUCUGGAAUCUAGUGAAGAAGCGGAAAGCUGUGUAACUGGGAAACAGAUGAAACUCGCUGCCUUAGAAAGCCACCGGAAAGGACUGGAAGCAAGAGAAGGGAGGGGAAGUAAAAGAACAGUUGCCAAAGGGAAUUUGUGUUACAUUUUGCAUAAAUACCACAAGCCGUUCCAUUGUAUUCAUAAAAACUGCAAUUCCGCAUUUACUAAUCAGAAAGGGUUGAUUCGUCACUACAGAACUGUGCAUCAGUAUAACAAAGAGCAGCUCUGCCUAGAAAAAGACAAAGCAAGAACAAAGAGAGAACUUGCCAAAUGUAAAAAAAUAUUUGUUUGUAAACAUAAGGCGUGCAGCAAGCGUUUCUUGUGCUCUAAAUCUCUUGCUAAGCAUUGCAGUGACUUUCAUACCCUCGACCACGUAGAGGAUUCAAAAGGGCUCUCUGAAACGGAGUCGGUGAGAUUUCCUUGUCAUCAUCCUCAUUGCCCUGCUGCAUUUUAUUCCUUCCACAAAUUAAAGCAUCACCUGACGGAAGAGCAUGAGAAGGACGAAGAAAUGAACAAAGAGAUUGAAAUCCAUUGUGAUCUUAACGGCUGUAACAGAGUUUUCACAACGUACAGCCUCUAUUCCCAACAUGUAUAUUUCCGACACAGCGAUUACGAUGGCAUCUCAGAAGGUGCGAAAGAGAAAGGGAACUGCCUUAAAGAUGACGAGGAGCAAAGCUGCUUAAAAGGCCAGUGUCUCAGGCAUGAAGGGAGUGAGAAAAAGAGGCAGCUCAAUGAAAAGAAUAACAAUAAAAAUAAAGGAAAGCAACUGUAUAGCUUCAGAACAAGGGAGGAAGCCCUGCAGAUGUGCAGAGACAACUGCAACCAGACACAGUAUCCUUGCAUGGUUCGGGGGUGCCCCUCUGUAGUAAAACUGGAAAGCAGUAUUGUGAGACACUAUAAGCGAACCCACCAGAUGGCCAGUGCUUCUAUCGAACAGCAGUAUGAGGAACUGGUCCUUUGUGUCGAAUGUGGUACUGUGAUAAAUGACUCCUGUUUAGAAGCAAGUCCGGAUUCAAAUAAAGAGGCAAACGGUGACUUGAAGCAGGAGGUGGCAGCACACCUGGCGUAUCAACACGGCAGGGGAGAACGUCUUGUUUUGAACUCAGAUUGUGAUCGUGACGAUAAAGGCCGCAGAAACGGCAGGGGUUCUGAGGGCGAAAAGGCUCAAGAGGCUGGUGUCUUCUUGUACACAGGCACUUUAAAACAUAUCCACAAUACAAAAACCAGAUGUUUUAAAGAAUGUAGUCUAGCGGGGUCGCCUGAGCAGUGUAAAACAGAAGCGGGAGACUUGCCCGGCAGUGAUGGAAAAGGAAAUACCUCUUACUGCACGAGGUCAGAUGUGCCGUUACCAAGGGAGGAAGACGCAAGUGACUGGCAACACACAUCACAGCAGAGCACUAAAGAACUUCCCGUUUCUUCUGCAAAAGACAAAAUGCAGAAGCAGGCGGUGCCCAAGCCCUUUGAUAUAAAGUCCUUCAAGCCAAUGGGGUUUGAGUCUUCAUUUUUGAAGUUCCUUCAAGAAAGUGAGGACCGAAGGGAUGAUGAUGAUGAUGAUGAUUCUGAGGAUGAGUGGGAGCCAACUGAACAAUGUGAAAUGGAUGGUGUGGUAAAAAAAGAUAAAGACUCUAAAAGGGAUGUGUCGCAGAGCAAGGUCACAUAUGAAAAUGCCCCCGUGGCAGCCGUGCCCAAGAAGAACAACUCCAAAGCUCAUAGGGAGCUGAGAGGUAUACAGCCUCUCUUGUCAACGGACUCUCCUUCUAUCCCUUCUCUUGAAAACCUGAGGGUCAUAUUGGACAAGGCAUUAACAAAAUGUGGGGACCAUGCCUUAAAACAACUUCAUUAUUUACGACCAGUGGUUGUUCUUGAAAGAUCUAAAUUUUCCACAUCCCUCAUAGACUUUUUUCCAACAAAAAAACCAGAUCACCUUUGUGUGGGAAGUUCAUAAAUUGUUGUGUUUAUUUAAAAGAAAGAGAAAAGACUGCCCUCCAAAACUGCUACAUGGGGAAAAAAAUUGCUAAUUUGGUUCAGUGCACAUGUUGUCGAGGUUAGAUUAGGCUGUUCAGUUCCAUGAAUGUAUGACAUCUGUCUACAGUAUUGGCUAAUAUAGCUCCCUUGUUAAAUUAAGAGAGAGAGAGAGAGAGAGAGAACGAGAACUGAUAUUUUGGUGCUAAUUAACAAUAUUGAAUGGGGAGGGGGGGCUUCCUCUUGCAGAUUAAAUGUGCAUGAUUGUAUAUGGAACAAGUACUUAGGGUACCAAGGUUGGGUGGGGGAGGGGGGGAAGGAUGGAAAUCUUACUUGACUUGAAUGUGCACCUCCAGGGUGCUUUGUGUAACAUAUUGUACACUACAGCAUCUUAUAUUUUUUGAGUUAUGAGUUUCAAUAAAAUGAAUUUUUUCACC